CUUUUGUAUCUUAAAACCUCGACUCGAACACCUGACCUGACAGCUUAAUCUCCCUUCCAUAUCUAUCAAGCAUACACUUCUACGCUACCUCCACUGAAGCUACAAGUACGUGCAGAUUUUUGUUGGCCAGAGAGCGUCGCGAAAAUUUAGUUAAUCGUUGAAACUGCUAGAGUUCGGUUGCGUGUAUCUCAAAGGUCUCAAUUUAAAUCGGUUUUGUAUCUUUCAUCUAUAUACACAUUGGUUUAAGUUUUUUGUUGUUGUUGUUGUAUGUUUUCGUUGAAAAUGCAUCUAUCGUGGGAUUCUGCGAUGGUUUCGCUGGUGUUGCUGUUGGUCAGUUUAGCUGCAACAAUUGAUUGCUGGAAGCCAAUUGUUGGCCAUUCAACCACAUAUAGUCUACACCAAUCGCAUCCAGGAUUCGGUUCGCAAUCACACUCGAUAAACACCCUCGGUGGUAGUGAUAUUCCUUUAGAGUUCACUGGGCCCGAGGCUAAAUUAGCGCCAAUUGUUCCAACGGAGCCGACUGGCCUCGAGGAUAUAUUUGGGUAUAACUAUCAAGAGCCGAGGCAUGUGACAAGUUCCGUUUUCGGUGAGGAUCCGUGUAGUGUGAAAAAGUAUGCAUUCGACCACGAAGGAACAGUGACGCUUCGAAACAAAAUUCCAGAACUAGAACAGUUCACGGUUUGUUAUUGGAUGCGAUUUACAAAUCACAGUGGCGAUCACACUUUAUUGACUUAUUCAGACAAAAAGGAGAAACGUCAAAUACAAUUUUGGAUAGCGAAUUCAAAAAAUUCCAGUUUUGUAUCGAUGGCCAUUCGGGGACAACAAGUCUACAGACUCAAUUAUCCACUGAGAACAAGACAGUGGCAUCAUAUCUGCACGUCAUGGAAUGGUAAAAGCGGUGAAUGGCAAGUCUGGCUAAAAGCGGAACGAAUCGGACGCGGCUUCCAUAAUGCGUUGGUAUCGCAUAAAAUUCCCGCCAACGGAAUGCUUUUCGCCGGUGGACCGUCUGAGACUGGAGAAGUUGCCCAUGGACUUCACUUUGAGUUGACCCUGAUACAAAUUUACAAGGUGGCAUUGAGUGCUGGUAAAGCCCACCGUGAUCACAAACAUCACCACGUGCACCACUUUGAUCACGAGGGACAAGAAGUCACAACAACCAAAGCUCCGCCACCAGUCAUGAACCCACCCCAGGCUAUGAAUAACCUCUUGGCAAAUGGUCAAAUUCGUACUCGAGUGAGGAUCAAUUUCGCACAACCGACUCAGACCUUGAACAAUAUAAUUGGUACCAAUUCAGAUGUCAGCGGUGUUCCUGCUCCCCAAGCUACAAUAAAUACAAACUUUGUCAAUGGACAGUUCCACACAAACAGCCGUCUGGUAGCCCAACAGCUUGGAGGAUUGGCUGGUCCGUCUGGACCGAUAGGUCCAACAAGAAUUCCUUCACGGGUAUCAGUUUUUGGCAGUCGUAUUCCAAAUUCUAUAAACUCUCGAAUUGUAGACGACACUAGCAGUCGGGUCAUUUUCAAGCGCAGUCUCGACCGCAAAAUGAAGAAUCAGGAAAAGGUCUUGAACAAGCGUGGUUUAGUAUUCCUCGAAGAUGGUUCAAUUGUCGAUGAUGAAGAAUUCAAGUUUGAGGGUUUAGCUGAAUUUGGAGGCAAGGAAUUCAAACACGACUUGAAGGUUAAAAUGAACUUAGACCAUGAGGAUAUCGAAGAUGAGAUCAAAGAACAUGAUCGUGAGCCUGCCGAAGAGGAAGUUAAAGCAGUAAUGGAAUUUUGUGGAAAUUGCGAUAUUGAGCCAUUCCAGGGGGCAAUUGUAUUUGCAUGGAAAAAUGCCAUGGGUUCUAUGGAUCGUGCAUUAGAUGGACAAAGUGUGGGUCGAUGUGGUAAUUUUUAGGCUUCUAAUGUAAACAUUUUGUUUAAGGAACUUAGUUUCACUAGUCAGCGAACAUAAGAUAAAGAAAGAGAGCAAAAUCCAUUAUACCACCACACACACAAUCAUUUAAUGAAUAGUUAAUUGUAUAACAUUAUAAAUUUAUAAAAUUGUAAAAAGUAGUUCAUAGUUAUAAGUUACUUAAUAAAUGUUAUUUUUUUUAUUUUUGAAUUUUCUAGGUAAU
Episyrphus balteatus (marmalade hoverfly) is the source of this 2113-nucleotide messenger RNA. RefSeq lists its product as uncharacterized. Bases 268 to 1893 code for a protein of 541 amino acids. Lineage: Eukaryota; Metazoa; Arthropoda; Insecta; Diptera; Syrphidae. The transcript has 6 exons. The record is from RefSeq and is a predicted model, not a curated record.